Molecule: messenger RNA, 1506 nt
Organism: Salvia splendens (bonfire salvia)
Lineage: Eukaryota; Viridiplantae; Streptophyta; Magnoliopsida; Lamiales; Lamiaceae
Product: actin
Exons: 5
Coding region: 148-1281 (377 amino acids)
Source: RefSeq, a predicted model, not a curated record
AUUUUCCUUUUUGAACCAGAGUGGCGGCACUGCUUCGGACAAGGGGAAAGCAGAGGUUUUUUCUCUACUGAUAGAGAGAGAAACUCGAAGCUACAGCGAGAAAGGGGUGAUUCAUUUUCAGCGAGAUUUCAAAGAGCACAUUAAGAAAUGGCCGAAGCCGAGGAUAUUCAGCCCCUUGUCUGCGACAAUGGAACCGGAAUGGUCAAGGCUGGAUUUGCGGGAGAUGAUGCCCCAAGGGCAGUGUUCCCUAGCAUUGUCGGGCGCCCUCGUCACACUGGUGUGAUGGUUGGCAUGGGCCAAAAGGAUGCUUACGUUGGUGACGAGGCUCAGUCCAAGAGAGGUAUUUUGACAUUGAAGUAUCCAAUUGAGCACGGGAUUGUCAGCAACUGGGAUGAUAUGGAGAAAAUAUGGCAUCACACAUUCUACAAUGAGCUUCGUGUGGCCCCAGAAGAGCAUCCGAUUCUCUUGACAGAGGCCCCUCUUAACCCCAAGGCCAAUCGUGAAAAGAUGACUCAGAUCAUGUUUGAGACAUUUAAUGCCCCUGCCAUGUACGUUGCCAUUCAGGCAGUUCUUUCCCUGUACGCCAGUGGUCGUACAACUGGUAUUGUUCUUGACUCUGGAGACGGUGUCAGCCAUACUGUCCCCAUCUAUGAAGGUUAUGCACUCCCUCAUGCUAUCCUCCGUCUUGACCUGGCUGGGCGUGAUCUGACCGACCACCUCAUGAAGAUAUUGACGGAGAGAGGCUACUCUUUCACCACCACUGCGGAGCGAGAAAUUGUAAGGGACAUCAAAGAGAAGUUGGCAUAUAUUGCUUUGGACUAUGAGCAAGAGAUCGAGACGUCCAAGACCAGCUCUGCUGUGGAGAAGAACUAUGAGCUUCCCGAUGGACAGGUCAUCACCAUUGGCGCUGAAAGAUUCCGGUGCCCUGAGGUCCUGUUCCAGCCAUCGAUGAUUGGAAUGGAAGCUGCUGGUAUUCAUGAGACCACUUACAACUCAAUCAUGAAGUGUGAUGUCGAUAUAAGGAAGGACCUAUACGGAAACAUUGUCCUCAGUGGUGGAUCGACCAUGUUCCCGGGCAUUGCUGACAGGAUGAGCAAGGAGAUCACCGCUCUAGCACCCAGCAGCAUGAAGAUCAAGGUGGUGGCUCCUCCCGAGAGGAAGUACAGUGUCUGGAUUGGAGGUUCCAUCUUGGCUUCUCUCAGCACAUUCCAACAGAUGUGGAUUGCCAAGGCAGAGUACGAUGAAUCUGGGCCAUCGAUCGUCCACAGAAAGUGCUUCUAAAGAGAUGAUCUUUGCUGGUGAUGAGAUUUGAGAUGCUGCUAUUUGCUUUUGCUUGUUAGUUUCUCGUGUUUUUUCCCCUCUGCUAUGAGCCUUUUAAAAUUAUAAGAUUUGAAGCCUUGGACAUGGCAAUGAAUUCAUUUUUUCCAUUUAUGUUAAUUUGUAGAAGAAUUUGUGUAUUUAUUAUAAUGUUUUGAGAUUUGGAUGAAAUCCCCCAUUUCACCCUUA